UUAGAAGUGACGUGAAAGCCGCAGGUCGUGUAUCGCGUGUUUCCUCGCGCCGUCGACUUUUUGUGGAGAAGCACAAUAUCGAGUUUCGUUUUGCUCCUGUUUGAGCCUUUGUAAAUAUUGUAGUUUUGAAGGUUGGAUAUUUCAAUAUGGAAAUUUGAGGAAAAUUGGUUUAAUAAUCUAUUGAAAAAGUUGAUCAAAUUGAUUCAUAAAAAGUCAAAAAUUAAUCAGAGUGCGUUUUCGGUCGAGUAGGCGACGACCAAAAGAUCAUCUCGUCCGGUCAGAGAAGAAGUGCAUAAGAGCAGAGUGAAAGGUGAAGAAGAGAGUGCAAAGCCAAAGAAAACAGGUGAAGAAAAGAAGAGCAAAGAAGAAAAGGUGAAAAACCCGUCCUCUGACAGGUUUUCGGUGUUCGGGCCCGAAGAGAGUGACGAAGCUUUCCAGCAUUUUUUUUUAUUUUUCGUUUUCGCCUCUUUCUCAAGAGUCUCGCGGAGAAGCCUCUGGCCAAAGAAGGAGACACAGUCAGCCAGCCUCAGCAGCAGCACUCGAGCGUCGCGCCGUCUGUGUCUGUGUGUGAACGUGCGUGCGUGCAUCCAAGUUGUGAGUGUGUGUGUGUGUGUUUGCACGUCACUGCGCUGUCACACCGUAGUGAAGGUUGUAGUUGUUGUUUCUCGGUGGUGACCAGCUGAAACUCCGAGCGGAAAAUCCUGUGCUGAAAACGUGACUACUUCGAAAAUAAGAUUGUGCCCGGUAAACUAUGUCAAGCCAACAGAAGCACCGGAUCCAGGUUCCGGACGGAUUACGCGACGUGCUACUCGAAUUCUCGAUAGCGUACCUGCUCGAGCAGCCCGGCGAUGUGAUCGACUACGCGGUCGAGUUCUUCUCGAAGCUGCAGGAAAACCGAAAGACCACCAUGAUCACAGCGGCCGAGCCGAUCUCGCCGGACGAGAGCAUCAUGUCACACGAGGAAGAACCCCUGGUGAACCGGUACGCGUCGCGCAGGAAAUCCGUGUUCGCCGAAACGUACGACCCGGAGAAUGACGACGACGACGAUGGGGCGCGCGCGAUAUUCCCCAAGACGGACGAGCAGCGGUCGCGGUUGUGCGACUCCGUCAAGAACAUCCUGCUGUUCCGGUCGCUGGACAAGGAGCAGAUGAACGAAGUGCUGGACGCCAUGUUCGAGAAGAUAGUCAAAUCGAAAGAUUAUAUUAUAAAGCAAGGAGAUGACGGAGAUAACUUCUACGUCAUUGAGUCAGGAAUUUACAAAGCGUACGUGGGAGAAGAUCAGAAGCACAUACACACGUACGAGGGUAGAGGCAGCUUCGGAGAACUAGCUUUGUUGUACAACAUGCCAAGAGCUGCCACCAUCCAGGCCGAAACGGACGGCCAGCUGUGGGCGAUGGACCGCCAAACAUUCCGGAGAAUCCUGCUCAAGUCCGCCUUCAGGAAACGGAAAAUGUACGAAGCCCUGCUGGACUCGGUCCCGAUGCUGAAGACCCUGCAGAACUACGAACGUAUGAACCUGGCCGAUGCUCUAAUACCGCGAACCUUCACACAGGGCGAGCGGAUCAUCAAGCAAGGUGACGUCGCCGACGGGAUGUACUUCAUCGAGCAGGGCAAGGUGUCGAUCCGCAUCCAGCAGGACGCCGGCGAGGUCGAGGUCUCCAACCUCGAGAAGGGCGGCUACUUUGGCGAGCUGGCCCUCGUCACCCACCGGCCCCGGGCCGCCUCCGCCUACGCCGUCGAUAACGUCAAGGUGGCAUUCCUGGACGUGGACGCGUUCGAGCGGCUCCUAGGUCCGUGCAUGAACCUGAUGAAGCGCAACAUUGGCGACUACGAGUCCCAGCUGGUCAAGAUCUUCGGCAGCAAGAACAACAUCAGCGACAUCCGAUAAGCGUCGCGACGACCGUUGAACUCGACCAACCAACCAACCAACCAGCAAUCGCAGCAGAAGUCUUCUUAACAAGGGAAAUUAUGUAACAACAACAAAAUCAGCAAAACUAACAAAAAAAAAUCCAAAUCACUCAUCAAGCAUCACACAUUCUACGAUUAAUAAAAGGAAAAGCCGCCACGUGGUUCGUUUUGGCUUGUGGCACGCCACGGCCACGUGGCCCACGCUAGCCGGCCGGUAUUCUUGCGCCCGACGGGGUCCGUGAAAAACGUUUCGGGUUUCCCUUACCAUCGGUUCCGGGGCCGACACAUUUCUGGGUUUCCACAAUUUUUCUUUACCAUCUAAUAUAUAUCAGCAACAGCAACAGCAGCGUGGCCCAGAAAGUGGAGGUUGUUAGCUCGAGCUAAUGCCCGGACACCCCCGGCGAUGUUCCGGAUGCGGCGGAGCAACUAGACAGGCUGGCCAAACUCUAAUCAUCGUCAUCUUCAUACGUGGCUGGAUCAUCCACCGAGACAAGAAGGAAAUAAAAUUGUGACGAAGCAGUCAGCCAUCAUAUAAUUAUUACUAACUUUUAUUUUAUUGUUUUUGCAAAUAAAUCGUAGUUUUUAGAUUUUUAGAGGAAGAGACGGGAUGCGCGCUUUUAUCGCAGAGAGAAUAAAAAUAAAAAUAAAACAAAAUAUUAGAACAAGAAUGAACACAUUUAUAUAUCAGAUUGUAUUUGAGCAAGUCAGAUAAAAAGGAAAGAAUAAAAAUCUAAAAAAAAGCAUUAAACUAAUCGGUGUCGGAGACACGACAAGUCACCACCGCCGCCACCAGCAUCAGUUUUCGAUUAAACAAAGCAUAAACAUAAAGAAAGAAAGAUUAUAUGUGUAAUGAAACUAAUAAAUAUGAAAAAGCAAACAAAAAAACAACUAGAUAUUGAAAUACACACAAACAAGCAAACACAAGAAACGCAAUGUUUCCAGCUCCCCCCUAUUUCAGGUAACUGUAAAGUGUUGUGUAACAAAUCAAACAAAAAAAAACAAGAAAAAUAUUUGAAAGCACACACCACAAGCAUUAGUAACUGUGUGUUUAAACAAAAUAGUGAAAAGUAGUGUGAGACAUUUGAAGAAAAAAAAAUACAAAAAGGAAAACAAAAAAAAACAUAACCGAUAACAUCAAUAUCUAAACAACACAGCAGACACGAUUAUUACUAAAUGGUGAAAUGAAUGGAUUUAUUAAGAAAAAAAAAACUAUGAAGAACUUUUUAGCAAGUAUUCGUAAAACAAGCAAAAUGCAAAAAAAAACAAAAGCAAACUGUACUAGCAAACUAACUGAUCACUGAAAAAAUGGAGAAGGUGAAGAUUAUAUGAGACACACAUGAAAAGAAAGUAAUAAGCAAAAAUUAACUUAUUUCUGUUAUUUAUUCGAUCAUGAGGUAAGCAACAAAAAAAAAUACAAAAAAAUCAUAACUAGCAAAAAGUAACAAAAAAUGGUAACAAUUUUAAGAUAAAACUUUGAGCAGUGUUUAACAUAAAAUAUAAAAGAAGAAAAAAAAAACAAUAUCACUCUAUAAGAUAUAUGAAUUGAUAUGUAAGUAAGUUAAGAAAACAGCAGAGAUUUAAUUAAGGAAAGUUAAGCAGAGUAUAUAUUUAAUAACAAGUAAAAAAUCAGAUAGCGAGAGAGAUCAGCCAUUUGAGAAUGCAUUAAAAAAAACUGAUAAAUCAUAAGACUUUGAUGCGGCUCCCAGGUGAGCGAAGGCAUGCAUGAGAAAAAAGAAAAUCAUUAGGAAAAAAACAAACGUUUAAACAAAACUGCACAAAGCUAGAAGUUUAGAAAAUGCGGAAACUCAUCCAGCACUGUUGAGAUGAGCGAGAAAAAAAAAGUGAGACAUCAUAUCGCGAUCACCGCCUACUACUGAGAGAAACUAAGAAAAAAAAAACUAGACACACGAAUUAUAGUUUUUUCGCAUCUCUUAGGACGCAGUAGGCUUGAACAAAAAAUUUCCAUUUUGACAGCAUCACACAACUAGAAGGAAUGACAUGCUUUGUUUGUUUUUUUUUAGUGAGGUUGAUGAAACAAACGGUUUCAAGUUGUUUUUGAAAUUUCCAGAUAAAAUAUGAGAAAUUUAAAAAGCUAAGUAAUUCUCUACGUUUUUGCAAUUUUAUCGUGAUUUUAAAUUUUAUAUUUUUUUUUUAAUUUGGGUGAACAAUUGUCCAUGCAUUCCCGCCGUCAAAUGCAGAAAUUUUGCAUCAAUAGUUUAUCCAAAUAAGUCUUCGUACAAUUUUACAGGCUGGUAAUACAAAAUAGGCGACAAAAUUCGAAACUCUGUAUAUUGAGAAGAGAUUUUCUUAUCGAUUUGGAUUGUUGGGCAAAGAAAGAACAUUUUUUUCUGAAACAAAUUUGCCGCAGACAUGAAAUCAAUCAGAAACUCCCUUCUCAAGAUACAGAUUUACGAACCUUUCCAUGCCCAUUUUGUAUGAUGAGCCCUCAAAAUUGUAUGGCUUCUUUCGACAAGGAGAAUGCAUGAACAAAGUUUCUUUCGAAUCAAAAACAGUAAGAUAAAGUCGAUUUGCGAAAACGUAGAGAAUUACUCAGCUGAAAAAUGAGCGAUUUUUGGUUCGUUUGGUUCAACCAACAAAAAAAUCUAUUUUUUUCCAGUACUGGAUUUGCUUGAAGGUACAAACACAGUCAAAUUUCGCAAAACAAACUUUAAACUUUUGCAAACGAUCAAUCACUACUGUUACAACUAAACUAAACCCGAUGUGAACCGAACAAAGACAGCAAUCGAAAAGAAAACAAAAACUCUCUCUUUCGAGCAGCAUAUUUCACGGCAAGUUGUAGACUUGCGCGACUCUUUCGUACUUUUUGGAGACAUAUAUAUUAGUACAUGAGCUUACACAUGUGUAUUUUUUACCCUGGUAAGACAAUAUAUACAAACAACUAUUACAGAAAUCUAAAAUGUCCCUGCCUCUCCCAGAAAGAAACAAAAAUCUACACUGAAAAAUACGAAAUCUGAGAGGAAUACAAGACCUUGCGUUUGUGUGCAACACACACGAACUACAAACAAUAGGAACAAAUUUCCGACAAAAAUAAUCAGAAGGACCCUAAAAACACUCUACUUUUUCACUUCUCUGAUUAGUUCCAAGAACAGCGAGCUUUUAACAAACCCCCUCUUUUUCCCUUUUCGGCACACUUAGAAAAUGCUGGACAUUUUCGGUUUCGAGUAAAUGUUCUGCUUAUUCUUCUAACACCUGCCCUUUGCUUGCGGUUUUAGAAAAAAAAUAUUUGAGGGAAGAUGAACCUGCGUUUCAAAAUUACUGUGAGAGAAGUUACUAUCAUCGGAAAACUGUAGAGCUCACGUUAGGGAAAAGAACAAAUUUUGAAACACAACCGAUCACGACAGCAGAACAGCGUUACUUUUAAUAAAUAAAUAAAACAACAAUUUAAUAAAAGUAAUAAUAUUGAAGAAGAAAAACAUUGCGCAAGAGGAACAGCAGAACAGCCAUAGCUUCGUCUCGAACGAGCAGAUUGAUUGAAAAAAAUUAGGAAUGAGAAUAAAAUGAGUCAAGUUUAUUUUUGUUUGUUUGUUAUUUAACCGUAAGACGUUUUACUAAUUAGUUUGUUUUUUGCUUCCCGUUGGAUUAGUUUUAGCAGUCGCGAGCAUGCUCGCAUUGCCAUGUAUUUAAAAUGAGAAAAACAAAACAUAUUGAGCAUAUUAAUAAUGAUAACAUUAUAAAACAUAACUAGAGAUAAUAUCAAGAGAAAAAAAACAACAAAAAAAAGAAGAGAAGAGACAAAAGAUACAUGUUUUCUUCCCCCC
Molecule: messenger RNA, 5687 nt
Organism: Culex pipiens pallens (northern house mosquito)
Lineage: Eukaryota; Metazoa; Arthropoda; Insecta; Diptera; Culicidae
Gene: Pka-R2
Product: cAMP-dependent protein kinase type II regulatory subunit
Exons: 10
Coding region: 752-1888 (378 amino acids)
Biological process (GO): regulation of protein phosphorylation
Cellular component (GO): cAMP-dependent protein kinase complex
Molecular function (GO): cAMP-dependent protein kinase regulator activity
Source: RefSeq, a predicted model, not a curated record